Molecule: messenger RNA, 606 nt
Organism: Podarcis muralis (Common wall lizard)
Lineage: Eukaryota; Metazoa; Chordata; Lepidosauria; Squamata; Lacertidae
Source: RefSeq, a predicted model, not a curated record
CACUCUUUCCACUUCCUUAUCAGGCUUCUCUGACCCGGCAGGGCAGUUUGGGCAGGUAACCUGAGCCUUUGUCCCGCUGCAGAUCUGUGCAGAGAAGUUGCUGCACACCUGACGCAGGCGGCCGGAAUGUCAGGCGGUGGAAACUACCAAGAGUUCAAAACAGUGGAGAUGCAGCAGCAACAGGAUCUGGAAGGGAAGAGCAAGGGAAAUCCUGGUGCCGGAACCACGCAGGAACCGGAUGCAGGAUCCUUCCCUCCGUCUGCUCCCAAGACCAUGCUGUACCCACGCCCUCAUGCCGACCCCUACGAUUCAAGGAAAUACUUUGCCACAAGGCCUGGAGCCUUUGACCAAGCCAUGGAUGACCUCAGGGCCCAUGUGACAGCGAACAUGGGGGAAACAGCCCACAGCUUCUGGCUUCUGGCUGAGAUAGACCACUGGAACAACGAGAAGGAGCGUGUCGUGGUCAUCACAGACUCCGCCCUCCUGGUCUGCAAAUACGACUUCAUCAUGCUCAAGUGCUUGGAACUGCAGAGGGUUCCCCUGAGCUACAUCAACCGCAUCUGCCUGGGCCCUUUCACCUUUCCUGAGAAGUCCUUGGACAGGUGA